ACACGCCGAAUAUGAAACGCUUCCUAAGUACAUUUUGUUGUGUUCAAAAGCGUGACAGUAAAGCCCAAAGCUAGAGUAUUCCUAAAUUUAAGUAUUCUUUUCCCUAUGCAUAAUUAGAAUGGAUGAAGGAAAAUAUAGCCCAAGUUGCAGUUUUUCAAAAUCCAGUAUUAAUGACCAUAUUGGUUUCAUUGGAUCAAUAAAAAAACACUUUGAGGACUUUGUGGUGACUGAAAUUAGCUUAAAUGGCAAUCUGGAUACAAUUACAGAUUCCCACAGUGAAGUUCCAGAAAGCAGUGAAAUGCAGAAUUGCAACAACAAGCAAAGGGCAAAGAUGCAACAUUUGGAAGAUCUAGGAAGUCCAGGUGAAAAUGUGGAAAUCUCCAACACAGACCUACAACCAUUUCAGAUAUAUGAUACUGCAUUACCAUCUGAAGAUGUCUUAGAUUUAGACUUUGUUUUAGGUGAUGCAGUAAGUGAGGCUGUUGUGCAAUUUGCAAUGUUGUUAAAAAGUCAAAAUUGCAAAUCAGAUAUACCUCAACAUCUUUCUCUUGGAUUCUUUCCAGACAAGAAUCAGAGAGCAAUAAUUCACCGUGCUAUAAGGCAAAGAUUUCCAUUUCUCAUGACUAUUACGAACCAGAAUGAAAUAGUUGUGAAAGAAGACCCCUGUUAUAAGGAACUGCGUCAUUUGGUUUCAGAAGAAGAAUCGGAUAAAUUCUUUCAAUUUCUAGAUAGUAAAAUCAAGAAUUCCACCUUUACUUUUCAAAAUGAUGAUAAUAAGGAACACAGAAAAGCUAUUCAUCACUUUCUUAAUAAAAAUUUUGGAAAACUUGUAGAAACGAAAAGCUUUAUGAUUGUAGAUGAGUGUGGUCAUCACAGUUCUGCGGUUAAUGUGAGGUUUCGGGAAAAAAAUAAGCCUUCCAGGAAAAGGACAUCCGCUCAGUCUCAAGAAGAUGAUAUGACAUAUACAGCUUUCACUCUUCACAAAGAAAAUCUGGAAACACUAGAAGCUGUUGGCCAUCUUGCUUCACUCCUUGGAGUUCUUCCAUCCAAUUUUAGCUAUGCUGGCAUCAAAGAUAAAAGAGCUAUUACAUAUCAGACCAUGGUAGUUAAAAAAGUUACGCCAGAAAGGUUAAAAGAACUUGCCUAUACAGUGCAGAAGAAAGGAAUCUCUAUAUCUAAUAUCCAUCCAACUUCUCAGCCACUACGACUUGGACAUUUAGCAGGCAACCAUUUUGAUAUUAUAGUAAGAGAUGUGAAAAAGAAAAUGUUAGAGUGUUCUAGAGAACUUAAAGAUCUUGUUUGUGAAGCAGUAGAAAAUGUUAAGGUUAAAGGAUUUGUUAAUUACUAUGGACCCCAGAGGUUUGGAUCUGUUCAUAGUGUUAAGGCUGAUCAAAUUGGAUUGGCUCUUUUAAAGAAAGAAAUGGUUAAAGCUGUAAAAUUGUUCUUUACAGCUGAAGAAGGAAAUGACCCUGUCUGUGUUGCAAAAAGGCAUUUUCUUGAGACUGAAGAUGCAAAGGAAACUCUUGCCUUAAUGCCUAACCAUAAAGUGCGAGAGAGAAUGAUACUGCGUGCAAUAAACAGAUUUGGAUUUGGAGAAGAUGGGUGCGCCCAAGGAUGGCUUAGUAUUCCACAUGGAAUGCGCCUCUUUUACAUCCAUGCCUGCUGCAGCCAAAUAUGGAAUGAAGCAGCUUCCUAUAGAAUUCAAACAUAUGGCAGUCAUGUGGUGCAGGGUGAUCUUGUGGUUAAUACUGCAUAUGAAGACAAUUCAGGCUUAAGGUGUCAGGAGGUUCAUGUAGUUUCUGCAAAAGAAGCAACAGACAACUUUUAUUCCAUAGUACAAGUGGUGCUUCCAAUGCCUGGCAACAAUAUAAAGUAUCCAGAAAAUAAACUUGGAGACUGGUACAAGGAAACAUUGAAGAGACAUGGAUUAGAGCUUUGUAAAUUUCGUAUAAAUUCACUGAAACUCAAUAUACCCGGAUGCUAUCGUCGGUUGCUGGUUUUCCCUAAAAAUUUUAAAUAUAAGCUUCAUGAAGCCAAUGUCCUUGGCACAAAUAAGGAAACCAUUCUUGCAAAUGACCUGUGUCCUAAAUCAGAUUCAUUACCAUAUUUAUCUUUGUCAUUCGAUCUUAAUCCUUCCUGCUAUGCUACAGUGUGUCUUCAAGAAAUAAUGAAAUGUGACCUUUAAACAUUUUAUAUUAUUCUCAACAUUUUUUGCAUUUUGCAUGGCUCUGGUGUAUUACCUUUUAUUACAGCAUACUUAUGUGGUUAUUUUCAGAGGAAAAUUAUGCAUUUCAUUUCAGUAGUGAAUAUUGUAAAUAAAUCAGUUUUUUCACAGU
Molecule: messenger RNA, 2336 nt
Organism: Polypterus senegalus (gray bichir)
Lineage: Eukaryota; Metazoa; Chordata; Cladistia; Polypteriformes; Polypteridae
Gene: pus7l
Product: pseudouridine synthase 7 like
Exons: 9
Coding region: 119-2185 (688 amino acids)
Biological process (GO): pseudouridine synthesis
Cellular component (GO): nucleus
Molecular function (GO): pseudouridine synthase activity; RNA binding
Source: RefSeq, a predicted model, not a curated record